Plasmopara halstedii is the source of this 492-nucleotide messenger RNA. RefSeq lists its product as uncharacterized. The record is from RefSeq and is a predicted model, not a curated record. Gene Ontology annotation, molecular function: DNA binding. The transcript has a single exon. The coding region runs from base 1 to 492 and encodes 163 amino acids. Lineage: Eukaryota; Oomycota; Peronosporomycetes; Peronosporales; Peronosporaceae.
AUGGAGGAUGCAACGCCCCAGCACCCGGAUCUGCCUUUAUUUAAAAUGCCGCGCCAGCACAAACAAGGCUACUGGUCCUUCGUCAUGCUAGUUGCCCCCAGCGCGCAUCUACCAGCGGGGAAGUCGAAGUGGGAAUCAUCAGAUGCAGAUAUGGCAUACUGCACAAAGUGUAAGGCAACUUUCAAGUACAAAUCGGGAAGCAGUGCUGCCAUCCGUCAGCAUCUUGGCCAACAGCAUCCUAAAGUUCUAGCUGAAUUACAAGGCAACAUGAAGCGAAAGGAUGCUUCCAAACUGGUGAAAGACGCGAUAGCGUCUAAAAGAAUGUCUAGUACUGUGUUCCUUUCACCAACCAAAAAGUCCAAGAAAGUUAAUUCGGCGGAGGAAGCUAUGGCUACAAGACUGCUAACUGACUGGAUAAAUAAGUGCUUGCGGCCGUUGGGAAUUACGGAAGACAAAGAACUUAGGUUUUUACGACCUUCAUCCAGACCAUAA